AGGUAAUGAACUGCAAAAGAUGGAGGUGCUACCGGGUUGUACGUUACCUUCGCUGGUCCGACAGAAUAGUGCCAUACAUUUAGCUAAAACCGACGUACCAUCGCUUGUUUUUCCUAGUUAAAAAGAGUUUUCAUGUAGGGCUGCUUUGCAAUUGUUUCUGUGUUCGUUUGGUUGGCGGACGAAAAGAAGACACUUUUUUUCCACAGAGAGCAUCGUCCUUCAGGCAAAGUGUAGUUAAGGCUGCUUCAAUUCACCUUGAGACUAGUGUAAAAGCUGCAAAGUAAAGCCGUUGGAAGCGAUAGUGACACGCAAACGAGUGGAAUACAAAAUAUCAAGUGCUUCGUUGCUCCUUGCCAGAAGGGGAAUUGUGGUUGUUUUUUUACACAACACAAGCCCAUUCCACACUAGCGCACACAGUGGCCACAUACGCACACACCAUUCAUUGCCUAUCCAUCUCGAAAGCGACGGAGCAAAUGAAAAUGAAGAUGCCCGACAACAACAUCGGUGGAAGUAGCUCAAACACCUAUACGCACAUCACGAUAACCGCUGGUGCACUGUUUAAUCGGGGCGGAGGAGGAGGAGGUGGAGGAGACGCGGAUACAACGGUGCGACACACGGCCGGGGGAGUCCAGUAUCCGAACGAUCCUUACGAUUCUGAUGCGGACAGUUUGAGUACACCACCGAACGAGGAAAACACUGGCCCUGCGGACGAUUUCGCCGAGUACAUGUGGAUGGAGAACGAGGACGAGUUUGAUAUGCAAGAACUGCAGCGACUAGAGGAGGAAGAGCUGAUGGACCAGUGCAUCGAGGCGAUGAUGAUGGACGAGAUGGCAUCGGCCGACAUAAGGGCCUCGGCCGCACUGGUCGGAAAUGUGCCGAGGGAAAGCGGGCUGGUGAACAUUUUGUCCAGCUUACAGCUCGACAAGGAGCAGCAACAGCAGCAGCUGAUCCGCCAGCCCAAGGAUCUGAACGUUGAGAAAUCGACGCUAAACCCACUGGCCGCCGAAUUUGUGCCAUCGUUCGUGCAGCGAACUCUCGUCGCACCGACGUCUUACUGAGCAAACAGCGUUUCGGAUGUAAAACAUCGAAAAGGUAUGCAAAUACUCAAAGCGAGCAGGAAAAAAAAGUGGAAACGGGGCGAUUUACUAUUUUUCAUUAUAAUUGCCUUAAAUUCUUUGUACGGGGCGAACGCGCGUAUCUGGAGGGGGGUGUGCGUGUAAAGUAAUGCGAUCAUAUAGAGCUAAUAGCGUUUAAAUAGUCCUCUUCUGCCGUAGCUGCAAUGGAAACUGGUGAUACAAUUUACGCAUACUUUUCAAUGAAAAGUAACAACGCGAUUCAGGCACACGAUGUCGCUGUGGCUGGUGGGCUAGGACAUUGCUGUCUUGCUGCUGCCUUUGUACUUACGAAGGACGAUCUCUAUUUUGUGUUUAGUUGAGAUAUGGUGGUACGAAGCACCACACGCACGCACUACGCACGCAUAUACACGGAACGAUUUUUAACACACUCGCUAGCAUCACAUACAAUCGCGCGAAUGGGUGAUGGGAGCCCAUGUCGAGUAGCAAGCAAGAAGAUUUACAACAAGCUCUUCCAUUUGUGGCAACGAAUUUCAAUUACUUAUUAUUUACCUAGCUUUACUUACCCGUUCUCGCGGCGUUGGUGUAGCCUUUUUAAUGCUCUACCCAUGCCCGAGAUAGCAACCCAAUGGUGCAAUGCGAUACAUUACAACGCCCUUUUCCCUAUACAUCAUCAUUCACGUACGCGCGAAGCAAGUGUCCAACGGUUGAGCUAUUCGCGCUUCGGAUAGUGCAAGUUCCUUUCUGUAUGAUUCAACCAUUUUUUAAGUUUUUCGUUUCACGCUUUUCUUAAUUUUUUUUUUUUAAACUUCCUUUUACUUUCGCGCUCACGUUUCCCUCAAAAACACACAAAAAAAGGCGAUAAGCAAAUUUUCUCCGUUCCCCUUUGUGGUGACCGUGUAUCAUCUUUUAUUAGUAUCGUUGUUAGUGAUUAGCCGUAAGAAGGAGGCCAGCGGUUUCAGUCCACGUUACUGAAAAACAAACCGCAACUCACACACAAAAAAAGUAUAAAAAGUCAACAAGAAAAGUCUGCUGUAUGUAUGUUAGUAUUGUAAUUGUUCGUGGCAAAAAAAGAAGCAAACAUCAAACCCCCUGUGAAGAGCGGUGCAAAGAGGCGUAAUUAGCGGUAAAGCGAUCGAAUUUGCCACACAGGAAAUAGUAGAGAACCUUUCUUUCGUUACAUGAAAGGAUGAUGUUUCAACUGUGAUACACGAUUAUCGUUGAUUCAUAUGUCCAGCCGUCGGGAUUAAGUAAAAGCAUUAGUUGUGUAAUUUUUCUUCCCACCCGUUCGGCGGCGGUUCGGGGUGAUCCUCUCUUACUUUGCCAGCUUUAUAUUGUCCUAAUUUUAACAAAACUGCAACAAUCCGCUUGCAUUUACCAAUCUCGCCGGUCACUGAUAUGAUGGAUCCGUUGUCCAUACACACACACACACACUCUCGGUCUCGUUGAUGGACAGAGUGGUAAGGUGAGGUACAAAAGCAAAGCUCCCAUUAUUUUUUUGCAUUAUUUUAAUGGUCGGGGGAAGAAACCACCCGUCCGGCGUAGUCUGAUUUUUAAGCCUGAAUACGCAACAAUAAGAAAGCAACAUGACACACGACAAUUAGGUUCUAGUGCUGCAACAGCAAAACGAAAAAAAAAUAAUAUAAAUUAAGCGCAAACAAUUGAUUUAGAGCGAAUCGAGCGAGUUUUAAGUGUAACGGAAUCCUAAUUGUGUGAUAGUUUAGAAACAAAUAAUGGUCAAAACCGUUCAGGUGCAAAAAACACGAAAUAAAAUAGAAGACUGCAUUAGAGUCGUCAAAAA
Molecule: messenger RNA, 2874 nt
Organism: Anopheles stephensi (Asian malaria mosquito)
Lineage: Eukaryota; Metazoa; Arthropoda; Insecta; Diptera; Culicidae
Gene: Paip2
Exons: 3
Coding region: 474-1058 (194 amino acids)
Biological process (GO): negative regulation of translational initiation
Cellular component (GO): cytoplasm
Molecular function (GO): mRNA regulatory element binding translation repressor activity
Source: RefSeq, a predicted model, not a curated record